Molecule: messenger RNA, 2528 nt
Organism: Drosophila grimshawi
Lineage: Eukaryota; Metazoa; Arthropoda; Insecta; Diptera; Drosophilidae
Product: hexosaminidase D
Exons: 3
Coding region: 181-2319 (712 amino acids)
Molecular function (GO): hexosaminidase activity
Source: RefSeq, a predicted model, not a curated record
UGAAUCAAACGGAUGCAAUUACUAUAUAUAUACCGCGGUAUUCUCGUGCAUAGUUUGGUGACGCGAGCGCGUUUCGAAAGUGGAAAGCGAUGCAGCUAAUUAAUGUUGCAUUAGCAAUUGUAUUUAAUAUAAAUUUCAAUUAAAGUAACAUCUCACGUACGCAAGGACAUACCGCAAACAAUGCACUCGAAUUUGCUGAUAUUUAUUUGGCGCCGAAAACUUUCAUUUCUGCUGCUGGCGUCUGGACUGGUUUUACUAGGUCUCUGGACAUGGGCCAUACUUGUCGAUACGACCAAAACACUGCCAACAACACUUACACAACAACAGCAACAGUCGAACAAUCUACAAUCGAGUGAGGCCAAUUAUCAGCACGUUCACAUCAUCCAGAAACUGAUUGCUCAGGCGAAUCGUGUCCUGCGUGCUGAACGGCAAAAGGAUAUCGUUGAGCAUCCAUCGCCAGUGCAACGGCUAUUGGGCAACGUGCGCUUUGUGCGUCCCACACAGGCCAAGAAGGCACCACUGCCACUAGCCGAUAGCUACCUUUUCGAACAGGAGCGUCUCAAAAUUCUCGAGCAGCAGCAGCGUCAACGCAACGCCGGCAUGGAGGAGCUGAAUGCCAAUGCCGAUGAUGAUCGCAUGCUCAGCUCUGCGGAGCGUCAGACCCAAUACGAGCACGAACUGCAACGUAUGGGUGUUCCAGUUGUUGCGGGCAUUGGUCCCGAUGGACCACGUGCGCCAGCCGAGCGACUGGUGCAUCUCGAUCUCAAGGGUGCGCCGCCGAAGCUCAGUUUCCUCAAGCAAAUGCUGCCCGUGCUGCGCGCCUUGGGCGCCACAGGUCUGCUCAUUGAGUACGAGGACAUGUUUCCCUACAGCGGCGUCCUCCAGUCACUUGCUGCUCACAAUGCCUACAAAGAAGCCGAAUUGAAGGAUUUUCUAGAGACAGCUUGGGUGGAAUAUGGACUGAGCGUAAUGCCGCUGGUGCAGACAUUUGGGCACCUGGAGUACGCACUGAAACUGUCCGGCUUUGAGCAGUUGCGAGAACUUGCCGAAAGUCCUCAAUCGAUAUGCCCCAGUCAGCCGCAGAGUAUGGCGCUGCUGGAGCAGAUGCUCACCCAGGUGAUUGAGCUGCACAUGCGACCGUCGCCGGCAAAUGCAACGAAGGCGACGCCGGAGCUGCCCAUUAAGUUUACGCACCUGCACAUUGGCUGUGAUGAGGUGCAGCGAAUGGGUGAAUGCUCCCUGUGCCGUCAACGGAUGCGCAGCGAACUGUUUCUCACGCAUGUGAUUAGCUUGGCGCACUUUGUGCGUCGCCGUUGGCCGCAGCUGCACGUCGUCAUCUGGGAUGAUCAGUUGCGCGAGAUGACUUUGAGUGAACUGCAGAACUCACAGAUCGGCACCUAUGUGGAGCCCAUGGUGUGGGUCUAUGCCAGCGAUAUCUAUCACUAUAUACAGCCCCAGCUGUGGGAUACCUAUGCGAAGGUCUUUCCCAGUGCCUGGGCGGCAUCCGCAUUUAAGGGUGCCUUUGGGGAGAGUUUGUUGGUGCCGCCGCUGCAACAGCAUCUCGAGAAUAAUAUACGCUGGCUGGCUGUUAUUGCCAAGGAGGGGGGACGCUUUGCCAAAGGCUUUAGAGGAUUGGCGUUGACGGGUUGGCAGCGUUAUGAUCACUUUGCUGUGCUCUGUGAACUGCUGCCAGUGGGCAUGCCCAGUUUGAUGACAUCGUUGUCCACCGUCGCCAAGGGUUAUUUUAGCACCAAUCCGCGGGACAACGAACUGUUGCGUGUGCUGCGCUGUGUUUUCCAACCGGAUAGUCGACGAUCCGGUCAUCCCUGGUUGGAGCUGCAUCCCAAUGCCCACUAUAGUCAACUGUUUGCUGUGUGCAGCUAUCCGGGACAUCUGGUGUUUAAGUAUGCGCUCCGCUUGUACGACAAACUAUCCGAGGUGCGUAACUAUCUGCAGCAGACGAAGGAGCACAGCGCCUGGCUCUCCAACUAUAAUGUGCGGCACAAUUUCAGUUCGCCACUGCGCGUCCUGGAGCUGACGGCGCGCACGCCUCAACUGAUCGAGGAGUUGCGCGUGAUGGCGCGUGAAUCACAGCAACUGCUGUGGGAGGUCUACGAUGAGCAUACGGUGGCGGAGUUUGUGGAGCAGCAUAUUUAUCCCAGCAUAAGUGCACUGCAUCAGCAGUUGGUCAGCGGUCAAUCUAUGCUGCAGAGACGCACUUGGCCGCAACGGCCGCUGCCCCUCUCCCCCGAGCUGCAGCAGGAUAUGGGAUUGAUUCCUACACACGAUCAGCACCAUCAGCAGCAGCAGCAGCACUGAACGAUUUUUUUCACAAAUAGUUAACAGAUAGGAGCAAGAUACAUAUUUUGUAGUCAAGGCGUUCGAAACGCCCUAAGCCUAAAGGAUAAUAACGAUAAAAAUGCACAUGCAAAUUAAUGUAUAACUUUUUCCAAGCUCACUUAAUCGUACAUAUGUAUGUAACAUGCUAAUCGUAAAAUAAAUUUUGCAUACGUCAAAUUAGAUUUAAA